CAACAACAUCUGUGCCGACAACAGCAUCUGUGUCGACAUCAACAACAUCUGUGCCGACAACAUCUGAUGUGCCGACAACAGCCCCAGUUGUAACAACUGCAGCAGCAGCUGUUCUUACCACAACAACAUUACCGACAACAACACGUACAACUUUACCUGAUGAAUCUGCUCCCACAACAACUGUUACCGUAGAAACUACAAGUACUCCAAGCCAUCUUGUCAAUACAACUGACGACCUUGCAGCUUCUAACAAUCAGAAGCAGAUUAGUGAUGAAAACCUCACAAACAUAGUUCUUGGGACGAUGAUACCAAUUGCCAUUCUCACUUUGAUUGGUUGCACUUGUAUGGUGGCACUAGUGGUCAAGAGAAAGCGUAAGCGUAGGAGAGAACAGGAAGAGGGACAAGAUUUAAUGAAACCUGGCACACCUCCACC
Messenger RNA from Owenia fusiformis, 433 nucleotides. The record is from the annotation of a GenBank genome assembly. NCBI's taxonomy places the organism in Eukaryota, Metazoa, Annelida, Polychaeta, Sabellida, Oweniidae.